Chenopodium quinoa (quinoa) is the source of this 1772-nucleotide messenger RNA. RefSeq lists its product as uncharacterized. The record is from RefSeq and is a predicted model, not a curated record. NCBI's taxonomy places the organism in Eukaryota, Viridiplantae, Streptophyta, Magnoliopsida, Caryophyllales, Amaranthaceae. The coding region runs from base 291 to 1523 and encodes 410 amino acids. The transcript has 2 exons.
UUAACGUGAUUAGGCCUAGCGUUGUAAACUCUAUAUAUUUGAUCAAUGGUACACACUCCAGAUUGAGGAGUUUUCCCGAAAUUUAACAUGGUAUCACAGCUUAGGUUGUAGAUCUCAAUUUUUAUUUCUUUUCCAAUUCCUUUGGUUUUUUUUUCUGUUUUGAUUGGGACCUAGCCUACUUCACGUUUCCGCAAUUACACUUUCCCCUGUUCACGGUUUAAUUCCAGAUUUCGGUUGCAAUUAAAUUCCUCUGUUUUUUAUUUUUACGCUCACUGCUUCAUUGAUUUCCCAUGGCCAAGGAUGGUGACACCCCUCCUCCGCCACCUCCGCCACCUCCUACGACGGAGUUUCACCCCGCCUUGGCAGUGAGCAACAUAAAAAAUGCAAUACCCCUUGUUCUUGACUAUGAGAAAGUACAAUACUCCAAUUGGGUGGAGCUAUUUGAGAAUCAUGCUUGUGCGUAUAAUGUGUUAGAUCACAUAGACUCAUCUAUUUCACGGCCGACGAAUAUAUCGGACUCCUUAUGGAAGCGCCUCGAUGCAAUUGUCAAGCAGUGGGUAUACAGCACGAUCUUUACCGACCUUCUCAAUACAAUUUUAGCCCCAAAAUCGAGUGCUCAACAACUAUGGGAUCGCAUUAAAGAAAUAUUUCAAGAUAACAAGAACACUAGGGCGGUCUAUCUUGAAAAUCAGUUCAACUCGCUUCAUCUGAGCAACUUCCCUAGUGUAACGGCGUACUGUCAGCAACUUAAGAGCCUUGCCGACCAAUUAGCCAACAUCGAACAACCUGUGACGGAGCAAAAACUUGUGAUCCAACUUGUUUCCGGACUAACAGGCACCGACUUUGAUACGGUUGCUACCAUGAUUCAGCAAACCGAUCCCUUACCUUCGUUCAACACAGCAAGAUCGAGGCUUCUUCUUGAGGAAUCUCGACGAGCGAACGACCACAAUUUAUAUCCAUCUUCUUUUGUCGCACAAGCGGAGCUCUCUGCAAACUCCGGGCAGCAGCAAACGCAAUCCACGGCUGGCCGCGGUUCAGGUGGCGGCGCCAGAGGUCGUGCUUCAGGUGGCGGCAAAGGGCGAGGUAAAGGCAAGGGUCGGGGCUCUUCUUCAAGCCAAGGACAACAACAGGGUACGCAACAACAGGGACAACAACAACCACAAGGAUGGCAACAACAAGUUCAGCCCAAUCCUAAUGGUCAAAAUUGGGCCACAUUACCUCAAUGGCCCAAUUCGUUCCAGCCCUUUUGGCCUCAAGGCUGGGCAAUUCCGCCAGCACCCUUUCCCACCUCUGGACCAUUCCAGCAACGGCCCACCUAUGCUCGUGGAUCAAGUCAGCAGGCCUACACAAUGGGGUCCUCCACCUACGGACCUCCAAUGACCCCCACAGAUUUUGGCAGUGCCUACUCUUCAAUGAAUUUGUCCACUCCGGACAACGGAUGGUACAUGGACUCGGGAGCCACGUCUCAUAUGACCAAUAAUCUCGGAUCUACGAACGGGGAGGGAAAUAACGAGAUGCAAUAGCACCGGGGAGCUGUACCCAGUCACCUCAAGUCCAUCAACCACUUUCCUAGCUACUACUCUCGCUGCAACUACCCCGUGGCAUGAUUGUUUAGGGCAUCCCGGACCAUCAUCUUUAAGUUUUCUUAAGAGAAAUAAUUUUAUUUCUUGUAAUAAAGAGCAUGACUCCACUUUUUGCAAUUCUUGUCAAAUAGGGAAACAUGUUAGACUUCCGUUUCAUGAUUCAAAUAAUAGUACUUUUUCUGCUUUUGA